AACAUAUACGAUUAUGGACAUCAGUUAGGGUCGAGUCAUAACCACCACCUUUAUGGGCCAUAUAAAUUUAGACAUUUUCGAUUGACCACCAGCUGAGGGACAAAAUCCCUGGCUAAUUGUCCAACUUGGUGCGUGUCCCACAAUAGUCUUGUUUGACUUGGCAACUAAUGAGAUGCAAAUAGUGACCGGAUAGAAAUGGAAUUCACCGCGGGUACUGGUCAAUUCCGGCAGUAUUCUUCCCGGAUUUCGAUAGACGGACAUGAACGUGACCAGCCUGCUGAAUUUCGAGUCGAUGAAGUACAUCGGCGCCCAGACGCAAGCGGCGUCCAUAAAUCAUCACGUGGCCCAGGCCCUUCGUGUCUUCAUAGAGGACUUCUAUCAGCGGAUCGCUCCAGCCUUUAUUGUGGUCCUCUCCUGCCGGCGACCCAGUCCGAUGAACUUCUACCGCAACAUAAUGCAGCUGCUCUACGAGAGCGUGGACACGAUGAUCGUCCAGCUGGUCCUGGUCGAGCUCGGUCGUCCGCGGCGGAUCGCAGGACCAAGGACACACAAUCUACUGCUGGUGGACUCGCUGGAUGCGCUGCUCGACAUCGAGAUCCACACGUAUACGGCGCAGUCGGACACCAGCGAGUACUACUUUAUCUUCCUGCAGCAGCGGGAUGCACUGAUUCCGCACGACAUGCAGGGUGUGUUCGCGUACUGCUGGCGCCACCAGCUGAUCAACUGCAAUGUGAUGACGCAGAGUUCCGGUGGCCAGGUGCUGCUCCACACGUAUUUCCCCUACGCGCCUGGCCAAUGCAACGAUUCCCAGCCCACCAGGAUCAAUAUGUUUCUGGGCGAAUCGUGGCAGCAUCGCGACUACUUUCCCUCCAAGUUGCAUAACCUCAACGGGUGCCCUUUGGUUGUUUUGGCCAGGAAAGUGUCGCCCUUUUUAGACCUAGAUGAGGGGCAGCGGGAGCUUCGCGGCCUGGAGGGGCGUCUCCUGCAGGAAUUGUCGCGCAGGAUGAACUUUAGCAUACAGUUUUCGGGCUUACAGGAUCAACUGAAGAAUCGCACAACAUGGACGGAGAAACAGUUGCUACAGAAGCUGGUCCAGGAGCGCAUAGCCCACCUGGCGAUUGGUUAUGUGAGGAAGCGCAUCCAGUACGCAACGAAUCUGACGCCCGUGUUUCCGCAUUACUCGAACCGGGUGGUGGGAUGUCUCCUUUUGAAUGCCCACAACCUGACCAGCCUGGAGAUUUGGUCGUUUCCGUUUCAGGCACUCACUUGGAUCUGCCUGUUGCUCUUCGCCAGUUGGCUGAUUUUUGGCCUGAUCGUUAGGUCCAUGUACUCGGCUCUGCUGUUCUUCAUCCUGCGAUACCAUCUGCACCAGCGAUUGCCAGAAAGCCUGCAGGAUCUGACCCAUGGCGACUAUGCGGCCGUAAUGGGUCGAACCAUGUUGCAAGAUCUGAGGGAGGUGCCCAGUCUGCAGGAUCUGCUGGGUCUCAAAUCCGUGAUAGUGUCCUCCGAACGGGAGGAGGAGGUGCUCCGCACGUUAGAUCGGUGUACGCUCCGAGAAGGAGCCGGCUCACAUCCACUUUUCUUUGGCCUGAUUUCCCAGGAUGCACUUCUCCAUCUCACCCAACGGGGCCAUCGGGCUGGAGCGUAUCACAUCAUACCGCAAGACGUUCUGGAGCAGCAGCUGGCCAUUUACCUGCAGAAGCACUCGCAUCUGGCCAGCCACCUGGACCACCUCGUCAUGUCCAUUCGAUCCGUGGGCCUGCUGCACCACUGGGCGGGCCAAAUGGCUAGCGAGCGGUACUUCCGCAGUCGGUUCCUGUACCGGGAGAAGCGCAUCCGACAGCCGGAUCUUUGGGCGGUCUACAUCCUGACCGCAGGACUCUAUCUCCUGUCGCUGUUCGUCUUCAUAUGCGAACUCCUGGCCUCCAGACGAGCAGGGGUCUGAACAAAAUAUUUUACUUAUUAUUACUAAAUAAAUUAUGAAAACAAGAGAAAAUGCUAAUGCUAAUGCUGGGCGUUAGAGAGGGCGUGGGAACAUGGGUCAACAAACUUGCGCUGUGUUUAUGUCUCUAUAAUCUGUAUGCUGAAUCUUAACAUUCUAGCUUUUUUACUUCCUGAGAUCUCUUUUAGGUAUAUAUUAAAUGGUGAAUUUAUAGGCAUAGAUAUCCUUUUUUAUCCAGAUACUAAAAUCAAUUCAAUAAUAAAGAACCUUUU
This is a messenger RNA of Drosophila simulans, 2214 nucleotides long. RefSeq lists its product as uncharacterized. NCBI's taxonomy places the organism in Eukaryota, Metazoa, Arthropoda, Insecta, Diptera, Drosophilidae. The transcript is spliced from 4 exons. The record is from RefSeq and is a predicted model, not a curated record. Bases 260 to 1945 code for a protein of 561 amino acids.